Molecule: messenger RNA, 936 nt
Organism: Zingiber officinale
Lineage: Eukaryota; Viridiplantae; Streptophyta; Magnoliopsida; Zingiberales; Zingiberaceae
Product: ADP-ribosylation factor 2-B
Exons: 7
Coding region: 147-689 (180 amino acids)
Biological process (GO): intracellular protein transport; vesicle-mediated transport
Cellular component (GO): cytoplasm
Molecular function (GO): GTP binding; GTPase activity
Source: RefSeq, a predicted model, not a curated record
UAUCGGUCGGUGGCUUUCAGUACUUAUUCGGCCGCUAUUUAUUCAUUCCAACAUUGUUCCUUUUCUCCACGCGUAGCAGAGAAGCGAAGACCUCUCUCGUCCUCGUCUCCUCCAAUCUACCUACCUUGCUUCCCAGGUGAGGAACAAUGGGGCUUUCUUUCGCGAAGCUGUUUAGUCGCCUGUUUGCGAAGAAGGAGAUGAGAAUCCUGAUGGUCGGGCUUGAUGCUGCCGGUAAGACGACCAUCCUGUACAAGCUCAAGCUUGGAGAGAUUGUAACCACCAUUCCAACAAUCGGGUUCAAUGUGGAGACUGUUGAGUACAAGAACAUUAGUUUCACUGUAUGGGAUGUUGGUGGUCAGGACAAGAUUAGACCUCUAUGGAGGCAUUAUUUCCAGAACACACAAGGACUUAUUUUUGUUGUUGAUAGCAAUGAUCGUGAUCGUGUUGUUGAGGCAAGAGAUGAACUACACAGGAUGCUUAAUGAGGAUGAACUAAGGGAUGCUGUCUUGCUCGUGUUUGCUAACAAACAAGACCUUCCAAAUGCAAUGAAUGCUGCUGAAAUCACUGAUAAGCUUGGCCUUCAUUCUCUACGUCAGCGACACUGGUACAUACAAAGCACCUGCGCUACAUCUGGUGAGGGGUUGUAUGAAGGGCUUGAUUGGCUCUCCAACAACAUUGCCAGCAAGUAAUCAAAGCCUGCUUCGAAGGUUCAUAUCUUAACAUCAGCAGUGUUCGCGUUUGAUGCUUUUGUGACAACGGAAGCAAGGAGACUAUUAAUUUUCCACUUGGGACAUCGUUUUCCCCUUUCCCAUCUGCAUUUAAAAACCUAAUACAAGUCUGUAAAACAAAUAUAUGCUUGAUUACCCAUUUUUCAAUGUUUUGACGAUGGACGCAGCAAACGACUGAGAUUCUCUCGUUAUAUAUUUUUUUUUUCGA